GGAAAGUUUGCUGCCAUAGUUGGACACUUCUGAAACGAGAGAUUUUUCUGUUCAUUUUCUAUUGAAAAUGAAAGCUCAACUACCCCCUCAUAGGAAUCACCAACUGCUUUAAAUUAUAACUAAUGACAUGCCCAUUUCCCUGUCUCCAGUGAAACCCUACUGUUACACCAUCUUCUGGGGGAAAUCUUCAUCUUCUUCGUCAAUCAAAACCCAAGAAUUCUUACCAGUAAUCGAAUUAAUCAAAAUAAAUAGGUCCAAAAAAAGGAAAACUUGUUUAUUUAUUAUCAUGGAAGAUUUUUCAGAACUUCGUUUUAAUGGUUUCUUAGUUCUAGUGAUUACUUUGUGUUUCUCCUCCUCACCAUUGUUCGUGUUAAGUGAGUAUGCAAACAGAGUGGUUACAGUUACAGAUGAUCAGAAAAAUUCUAAUUUCUCAACCAAUUUUCUCUUCGGCACUGCCUCCUCCGCUUAUCAGUUUGAAGGUGCUUUUAGGAGUGAUGGAAAAGGUUUAAACAAUUGGGAUGUUUUUACUCAUAAAUCAGAUAAAAUCAUAGAUGAAAGUAAUGGAGAUAUCAGCGUCGAUCAUUACAACCUUUAUCUGGAAGAUAUAGAGCUGAUGGAUUCUCUUGGUGUCAAUAGUUACCGAUUCUCUAUUUCAUGGGCGCGAAUUCUACCUAGAGGGAGAUUUGGAGCUAUAAAUUCUGGCGGCAUUCAAUUCUAUAACAACUUAAUUGAUGCUCUCCUGCGGAAAGGAAUAGAACCAUUUGUUACAUUGUGUCACUACGACAUUCCUCAAGAACUUGAAGACAGAUACAGAAGUUGGUUGAGUCCUCAGAUACAGGAAGAUUUUCGUUAUUAUGCGGACAUCUGUUUUGAAGCAUUUGGAGAUCGCGUCAAGUAUUGGGGCACAUUGAACGAGCCAAACGUCGUUGCACUCCAAAGUUACCAGAACGGGCUUUACCCACCAGGUCGCUGCUCCGGAGUAUUUGGCAGAUGUGCAUUUGGUGACUCCAAGACUGAACCUUUCAUUGCCGCUCACAACAUGAUCCUCUCUCAUGCUUCUGCUGUUCAACUAUACAGAAACAAAUACCAGGAAGAACAAAAAGGUAGCAUUGGGAUUGUAAUGAACUGUAUAUGGUUUGAACCCCUUAGUGAUUCUUUGGCAGACAAGCUAGCUACAGAAAGAGCCCAAUCUUUCUUUUCAAAUUGGUUCUUGGAUCCCAUUAUGUAUGGAAGGUAUCCUGCAGAAAUGCAAGAUAUACUAGGAUUCAGGUUGCCUUUGUUUUCAGAAAAUGACAAGAAGAAACUACAAAGUGGUUCAGACUUCAUUGGUAUUAAUCACUACACCAGCCUCUAUAUCAAAGACUGCAUGUUCUCUUCUUGCCCGGGUGCAAAGGGAGCUUCCAGGACAGAAGGUUUCGCCUACCUAACUGGCGAAAAGGACGGUGUUCCCAUUGGAGAACCAACUUCAAUGAAUUUAUACUAUGUUCAUCCACAAGGAAUGGAAAAAAUGGUCACAUAUCUAAAGGAGAGAUACAACAAUACGCCCAUGUAUAUUGCAGAAAACGGUUACGGCAAGCUCAACAAUGGUAAUGCCCAAGUUGAAGAUUCCUUGAACGAUACCAAGAGAGUGAACUUCAUGAGUAGCUAUUUGGAUUCAUUAGCAAACACAAUCAGGAAAGGAGCCGAUGUAAGAGGAUACUUUGUAUGGUCUUUGCUUGACAACUUCGAGUGGGUAUAUGGAUAUACUCGACGAUUUGGCCUUUUUUAUGUGGAUUUUACAACCCUGAAGAGAACUCCAAAGCUAUCUGCAACUUGGUAUAAAAAUUUUAUAGCAAAAAACAAGGCGACCACCAGAAGUACUUUAAGUGCAACAAAUAAUCAGCAAGAUCCCCAAAAUUAUGCAAUGUAAUAAUACUUUUUGUUACAUGCAAUUGACACUAAAUUCUCUAAUUACGAAAGUGAAUUUGCGUCUUGACUACAUUCACAUGGGCAUCUUGAAGUCCAUGGAUUUUGGGCCAAACCCACUUGGGGAUUUAAACUAUAUCUUUAUUUC
Papaver somniferum (opium poppy) is the source of this 2053-nucleotide messenger RNA. RefSeq names its product beta-glucosidase 46-like. The transcript is spliced from 12 exons. The coding region runs from base 128 to 1909 and encodes 593 amino acids. Gene Ontology annotation, molecular function: beta-glucosidase activity. The record is from RefSeq and is a predicted model, not a curated record. Lineage: Eukaryota; Viridiplantae; Streptophyta; Magnoliopsida; Ranunculales; Papaveraceae. Gene Ontology annotation, biological process: carbohydrate metabolic process.